AUGAACAUUCCACUAGAAUAUGUUGAAAUUCAUCGAGAAUUUCUUUUUUUUCUCUCUGCAGGUGCCAUCCCGAAUAUUCUUGAAAAUGCCAGAUGGGCACAGAACGGAGUGACAGUUGCUGGAGGUCAUAGGAAAGGCAAUGGGUUAAAACAACUCGAUUACCCUUGGGGUAUCUAUGUAGAUGACGAUCAAACCGUCUAUAUUGCCGACGGCGGAAAUGACCGUAUUGUCGAAUGGAAGUCUGGUGCAAUUAGUGGUCAAGUAGUAGCUGGUGGCAACGGACGAGGAAAUCAAGCUAAUCAGUUGAGUGGACCGACAGAUGUGAUUGUCGACAAAGAAACAGAUAGUUUCAUCAUUUGCGAUCACGGGAAUCGACGAGUGAUGCGAUGGUUUCGUCAAAAUCGAACAAGUGGAGAAACAAUUAUCGAGAAUAUCGAUUGUUUCGGAUUGGCGAUGGAUGAUCAGAGAUUUCUCUACGUCUCUGGUAACGAAAAGCAUGAAGUCAGACGAUAUCGAAUGGGAGAAACGAAUGGAAUAGUAGUAGCGGGUGGCAAUGGAAUAGGUAAUCACCUCAAUCAACUCAACUGGCCUUCAUUCAUCUUUGUCGAUCAAGAUCACUCUGUUUACGUAUCGGAGUGGAAGAAUCAUCGUGUGACGAAGUGGAUAAAGGAUGCAAAAGAAGGAAUUGUCGUCGCUGGCAGUCGAGGUGAAGGAAAUGGUCUAAAUCAAUUGUGGAAUCCUAAAGGAGUGAUCGUCGAUACGUUGGGGACAGUCUAUGUGACAGAGUUUGGGAAUCUUCGAGUUAUGCGUUGGUAUCCAGGAGCGACACAGGGAAAUGUGAUUGUUGGUGGAAAUUCUUGGGGAGAAAAAGCAAAUCAGUUGAAUGGUCCCACAGGUUUAUCAUUCGAUCGAGAUGGCAAUCUAUAUGUCGUUGACGCGUGGAAUUAUAGAGUUCAACGAUUCUCCAUUGAAAAAUGA
Rotaria sp. Silwood1 is the source of this 978-nucleotide messenger RNA. NCBI's taxonomy places the organism in Eukaryota, Metazoa, Rotifera, Eurotatoria, Philodinida, Philodinidae. The record is from the annotation of a GenBank genome assembly.